AUGGCGCGCAGAAAACGAUCUGCCCUCCUCUCCAGGACUGCAGCUCUGGUGCCGGCGGUCAACGCCGCGGCGCUGACGGCAUUUGCUGUCUUUUCGCCGCUCGCGUCGGCCUCUCUGACGAUUCUUCGCUCGCCCUCUCCCGAGGCCGAGUCGAAGGCGGCACCGUCAGCCGACGGGAGCGCGGCGGCCGUCGCUGGAGGGGAGGCCACAGACACGCCAAAACUCGACACCGUGACGACGUGUUUGCUUCUCAUUCCGGGGCUCGUCGGCCUGCUCUGGGCGGGGUACGAGGCUUGGAGAAUCUCCAAAGUCAAACUCGAGGGUCCGCUUGUUGGAGAUGACAGCAAACGGCUCACAGAUCCGCUCUACGUCGAGAUGUCCGGAAAUAUCCAGCAGCAGCUGCAUAUGAUGAAGAGCAUUUCGAAAUGCAUCGCCGAAGGCGCGGGAACGUUUCUGAAGCAAGAGUUCAAGUACAUGGCGGUGUACGUUGUCGUCUUCUCCGCAGUCUUAGGAGUCUUCAUCAACUUGCCAACUAUGGUUGCCUUCGUUCUUGGGGCGCUGACAUCGAUUCUCUGCGGCUUCGUGGGCAUGAAAAUUGCGGUUUACGCCAACGUGCGGACCUGUCACGAAGCGUGGAUUGACCUGGGGCGGGGCUUUCACGUGGCGCUGACAGCUGGCAGCGUCAUGGGAUUCGCGCUGGUCUCGCUUGGCGUCUUGACACUCGUUGCCCUGAUUCUAGUCUACCGCAUGCCGGCGUUCUUCGGCACCGAUCCGGAAGCUCAGAAGGCGCUCUUCGAAGCCGUUGCAGGGUAUGGCUUGGGUGGUUCCUCGAUCGCGUUAUUCGCGCGCGUCGGCGGAGGCAUUUACACCAAAGCGGCGGACGUGGGCGCGGAUUUGUCAGGGAAGAAUGCUUAUGGCAUGUCUGAAGACGAUCCCCGGAAUCCCGCGUGCAUCGCGGACAACGUCGGCGACAACGUGGGCGACGUGGCGGGCAUGGGUGCGGACUUGUUUGGGUCUUUGGCUGAGGCGAGUUGCGCAGGACUGGUGAUUGCGGGCGCGUCGGUGGCCUCAGCUGGAGCCUCCCACUCGGAGCUCGCGUUCAGCUGGGCAGGCCUGAUGUUUCCCGUCUUGAUUUCGAGUACGGGGAUCUGUUCUGGGAUCGUGACUGUGACCCUCUUGCGCGGCUGUUGCUCAGUACGGUCUUACGACGACGUUGAACGCGCGCUUAAGUGGGUCAUGUUUCUCAGCACGGCGCUCGAGACGCCCGUCUCGAUUCUGCUCGCCUACUUCUUCUUGCCGCCGGCGUUCGCCCUGGACGGCUACGAGGGCGUCGCCACCUGGUGGCAUGCGGCGGUAUGCGUGGUGAUGGGCCUCUGGGCUGGUCUGGCGAUCGGCACCGUCACUGAGUACUACACGUCGCACUCGUACUUCCCUGUGCGGGAGAUCGCCCAGACGCAGAUCGUCUCUGCAGCCACGGGCAUCAUCUACGGCUUGGCACUCGGGUACUUGUCGACUGUCGUCCCGAUUCUCUGUCUCGGCGUCGCGAUCUUGGUGUCGCACACCAUGUGCGGCAUGUACGGCAUCGCCCUCGCUGCGCUCGGCAUGCUCUCCACGCUCACCAUGGGUCUCAUGAUUGACGGAUACGGCCCCAUCAGCGACAACGCCGGCGGAAUCGCGGAAAUGGCGGGUCUCGGCGCAGACGUCCGCAGCCGCACAGACGCCCUCGAUGCCGCUGGAAACACCACAGCCGCCGUGGGAAAGGGCUACGCCAUCGGCUCUGCGGCACUGGUGUCUCUCGCGCUCUUUGGCGCGUUCACCGUGCGAGCGAAGAUCACAGCAGUCGACGUCCUCGACCCAUGGACCUUCACAGGCCUGUUGAUUGGCGCCAUGAUGCCUUACGCCUUCAGCGCCAUGACGAUGAAGAGCGUAGGCAUCGCCGCGAAUGAUAUGGUUCAGGAGUGCCUCAGGCAGUUUCCGCACAUCAUCGAGGGCACCAUGGAGCCGCAGUAUACGCGGUGCGUCGCCAUCUCCACGCGCGCCUCUCUUCACGAGAUGGUUGCCCCUGGCGCGCUGGUCAUCUGCACUCCGAUCGCUGCCGGGAUGGCCUUUGGAAAAAACUGCACGGCUGGCUUGCUGGCGGGGGCUCUCGUCUCCGGCAUUCUGCUGGCCAUUUCGGCGUCAAACUCGGGAGGCGCGUGGGACAACUCAAAAAAAUACAUUGAGUCUGGAGCGCUAGGACCCGACCACUCAAAGGGAUCCGAGGCCCACAAGAACGCAGUCACUGGCGACACAGUUGGCGACCCGCUCAAGGACACUUCCGGGCCGUCGCUCAACAUUUUGAUCAAGCUCUCAGCCAUAAUUUCCCUCGUCUUUGGUUCCUUUAUCGCCGACAACUUCUCAAAUGCUCAUGGAGGACCCGUUUGGAUCCCCGUGCAGUAA
Besnoitia besnoiti is the source of this 2439-nucleotide messenger RNA. RefSeq names its product V-type H(+)-translocating pyrophosphatase VP1. Gene Ontology annotation, biological process: proton transmembrane transport. The record is from RefSeq and is a predicted model, not a curated record. Gene Ontology annotation, cellular component: membrane. Gene Ontology annotation, molecular function: diphosphate hydrolysis-driven proton transmembrane transporter activity; inorganic diphosphate phosphatase activity. The transcript is spliced from 6 exons. Bases 1 to 2439 code for a protein of 812 amino acids. Lineage: Eukaryota; Apicomplexa; Conoidasida; Eucoccidiorida; Sarcocystidae.